AUGGCCAACCUCAUUUCUACAGUAUCUCUCAUCGCUGUUCUCUUAAUCAUCACCUCCAAUACAUCUUCUGCAUACAGAACCACCACCAUAACCGCCACGGUCGACGAAACCGACCCGAGAGGAACAAAAGAGCAAUGCCGUGAGGAAGUCGAGAAGCAGGACUACACCGACUGUGCUCUGUACAUGAUGGGAUGGAGUGCAAGAGGAUCAAAACAAGAUGUCUCGGAAAAAAACCAGCAGGAACAGCAGAUUCUCGAGCAGUGCUGCAGUGAAAUAAAGCGAGUAGACAAAAAAUGCCAAUGUGACGCAAUCGAAGCUGUUAGUCAGGAACUACUGAUGCGAGGAAUAGUUGAGAAGGAAGAGUAUGAGGGGGUCAGGCAGAGGGCAGGUUCCAUUUCUUCUUCUUGUGGGCUGCGAGAGCAUUGCGACAUCCGAUCGAUGUUGUUCUAA
Mercurialis annua (annual mercury) is the source of this 450-nucleotide messenger RNA. RefSeq names its product 2S seed storage albumin protein-like. The transcript has a single exon. Gene Ontology annotation, molecular function: nutrient reservoir activity. Lineage: Eukaryota; Viridiplantae; Streptophyta; Magnoliopsida; Malpighiales; Euphorbiaceae. The record is from RefSeq and is a predicted model, not a curated record. Bases 1 to 450 code for a protein of 149 amino acids.